AGGAGAAGAAACGGAGAAAUAAUAAUAUAGAAAGCAAAAAACCAACGGUGUUGAUAAAUCAAACCCUAUUCCCAAUCUCUCAUCUCAGUCGUCUCCUUUCUCCCCCAUUUCUCCACCCUCCGAUCUCCCAAUUUUCCUCUACUCUCGCGCCCAAAUACAAAUUCGAAUGGCGGAUGGACGGGCAGGUGGCUCGUUGGGAGUGCCAGGAAGCCCUGGCGGCGGUGGCAGCCAUGACAGCGGGGGCGAUCAGAGCCCUCGCUCGGGUGUCAGGGAGCAGGACAGAUUUCUGCCAAUUGCGAACAUCAGUAGGAUCAUGAAGAAGGCACUCCCGGCCAACGGGAAGAUUGCUAAGGACGCUAAAGAAACCGUCCAAGAAUGCGUCUCUGAGUUCAUCAGUUUCAUCACCAGCGAGGCAAGUGACAAGUGUCAGAAAGAGAAAAGAAAGACGAUUAAUGGGGAUGAUUUGCUGUGGGCUAUGGCAACUUUGGGAUUUGAAGAUUACAUUGACCCAUUAAAGGUGUAUCUGGCUAGGUACAGAGAGUUGGAGGGUGAUACCAAAGGAUCAGGGAAGGGUGCAGAUGGAUCUGCUAGAAAGGAUGCACUUGUACCUAAUCCUGGUUCUCAGGUGCAGCUUGCUCACCAGGUUUCAUUCACACAAGGCAUGAAUUACUGAAGCUCUCAGUUUCUCUCCAUGGAAUUUGUAGUCACAAGCUCAACCUAUGGUGGUCCUCCCAAUGCAAGGCACAGAUUAGAACUGAAGUAUCUGCGGCCAAGGUCACCGUUUCCUCCUGCUCGAAUAGAUUGUCAAAGUUCAGGACGCAUUUUAUAUAUCAUAUAAAAAUAUGUGUGUUUGUCCUUGUGCUGUAAGCUAUUUCGCAUGGUAGAAUUAUGCGCUCUUUGUAUUCUAGUUGUUCAGGUGUGUUUCUCGAGUAGUAAUUUAAAGUAAGAUUGCAAAUUAUUGAUGUUGGUUUGAGAUUCAUUAUUAUUAUUAUUGCUAGUGGCAAAGACCUUAUUAUUUUUCUUGCCAAAUUGAA
Molecule: messenger RNA, 1034 nt
Organism: Olea europaea var. sylvestris
Lineage: Eukaryota; Viridiplantae; Streptophyta; Magnoliopsida; Lamiales; Oleaceae
Product: nuclear transcription factor Y subunit B-1-like
Exons: 7
Coding region: 167-673 (168 amino acids)
Biological process (GO): regulation of transcription by RNA polymerase II
Cellular component (GO): CCAAT-binding factor complex; nucleus
Molecular function (GO): DNA-binding transcription activator activity, RNA polymerase II-specific; protein heterodimerization activity; RNA polymerase II cis-regulatory region sequence-specific DNA binding
Source: RefSeq, a predicted model, not a curated record